Molecule: messenger RNA, 2661 nt
Organism: Cajanus cajan (pigeon pea)
Lineage: Eukaryota; Viridiplantae; Streptophyta; Magnoliopsida; Fabales; Fabaceae
Source: RefSeq, a predicted model, not a curated record
UCUCUUUAUCAGAAGUGUCAAGUAGCAAAUGCUUCCGAACACAGAUGUUAACAAACAGCUGAAUUCCGUGUGUGGCACACUGUUCCUGUUCUUGUUCCAUUGUUUCUAUGUUGUUAACAUGAUGAACUCUUUGCUUUCACAACCCUUAACUCAGCCACCACCAAUUAUUCCCUCUUCCACCAACCGAACAAGCCUCACUCUUCUUCAUCCCUCAAACCCAAACAACAACCUCACCCACUUGGCCAUGCUUUCCCACGAGCCAACCAGUUCCACCAUCUACGCUUCCAUUCUCGAGUCUUGUGGGUCCCCCACUUUGGGAAAACAGCUUCAAGCCCACUCCAUAAAAGCAGGGUUUCACGGCCACGAGUUUGUCACGACCAAGCUGCUCCAAAUGUAUGCCAGAAACUGUUCUCUCGAGAACGCACGCCACGUGUUCGACACAAUGCCUUUUAGAAACUUGCACUCUUGGACCGCACUCCUGCGUGUUCACGUUGAAAUGGGGUUCUUUGAGGAAGCAUUUUUACUGUUUGAACAGUUGUUGAAUGAAGGGGUGCCAGUGGAAUUGGAUUUUUUCGUGUUCCCCGUGGUGUUGAAGAUUUGUUGUGGGCUUUGUGCUUUGGAGCUGGGUAGGCAAAUGCAUGGGAUGGCGUUGAAACAUGGGUUUGUUAAGAAUGUUUACGUGGGUAAUGCUUUGAUAGAUAUGUAUGGUAAAUGUGGGAGCUUAGAUGAGGCCAAGAAAGUUCUAGAAGGAAUGCCCCAGAAGGAUUGUGUCUCUUGGAAUUCUAUGAUCACUGCUUGUGUUGCUAAUGGGUUGGUGUACGAGGCACUGGGUCUCUUGCAAAAUAUGUGUGCCGGGAAGUGUGGUUUAGCACCUAAUCUUGUUUCUUGGAGUGUGGUGAUUGGUGGAUUCGCGCAAAACGGUUAUGAUGUGGAGUCGGUUAAACUGCUUGCGAGAAUGGUGGUAGAAGGAGGAAUGAGACCGAAUGCGCAAACGCUGGCAAGUAUUCUUCCAGCUUGUGCCAGGAUGCAAUGGUUACACGUUGGGAAGGAACUGCAUGGCUAUGUUGUUAGGCAUGAGUUCUUCUCCAAUGCUUUUGUUGUGAAUGGAUUGGUGGAUAUGUACAGAAGGUGUGGGGAUAUGAAAACUGCCUUCAAAAUGUUUUCCAAGUUUUCAAGGAAAUGUGCAGCAUCUUACAAUGCGAUGAUCGCUGGUUAUUGGGAAAAUGGCGAUGUCUUUAGGGCCAAGGAGUUGUUUGAUCAGAUGGAGCAAGAAGGUGUAGAGAGGGAUAGAAUAUCAUGGAAUUGUAUGAUAUCAGGGUACGUGGACAGUUCCCUGCUUGAUAAAGCUUUUAGCCUUUUUAGAGAUUUGCUGAAGGAAGGAAUCGAACCUGAUUCUUUCACUCUUGGAAGUGUCCUUGCUGGCUGUGCUGAUAUGGCUUCUAUUCGACGAGGGAAAGAGAUACAUUCCCAUGCCAUUGUCAGAGGUCUACACUCCAACAGUUAUGUGGGUGGAGCUUUGGUAGAAAUGUACUGUAAAUGCAAGGACAUAGUAACUGCUGAAAUGGCAUUUGAUGAUGUAAGAGAAAGAGAUCUUCCAACUUGGAAUGCUUUGAUAUCGGGCUAUGCACGCUCCAGUCAAACUGAAAAGAUUGGAGAACUUCUCCAGAAAAUGGAAACGGAUGGUUUUGAACCAAAUGUGUAUACAUGGAAUGGUAUUAUAGCUGGCUAUGUGGAAAAUAAACAGUAUGAUUCAGCAAUGCAAUUGUUCACCGAAAUGCAGAUUGCAAAUUUGAGGCCUGACAGAUACACAGUUGGAAUAAUUUUAGCAGCAUGCUCUAAGUUAGCAACAAUCCAACGAGGAAAGCAGGUCCAUGCAUUUUCCAUAAGAGCCGGUCACGACUCAGAUGUUCACAUUGGAGCUGCCCUGGUGGACAUGUAUGCAAAAUGUGGGGAUGUCAAGCAUUGCUAUCGUGUUUAUAACAGGAUAUCAAACCCAAAUUUGGUGUCCCACAAUGCUUUGCUCUCUGCAUAUGCCAUGCACGGGUACGGGGAAGAAGGAAUUUCUCUUUUUCGUGGAAUGUUGGCUGGCAAUGUAAGACCAGACCAAGUGACUUUUCUAGCAGUUCUUUCUUCAUGUGUUCAUGCUGGAUCAUUGGAGAUUGGUCAUGAAUGCUUUGAUUUGAUGGUGACUUACAAUGUGACGCCGACAUUGAAGCAUUAUACAUGUAUGGUUGACCUCUUGAGUCGUGCAGGCAAGCUCUGCGAAGCAUAUGAACUUAUUAAGAACGUGCCAAUGGAAGCUGAUGCAGUGACCUGGAAUGCUUUGCUUGGGGGUUGUUUUAUUCACAGUGAAGUUGACUUGGGUGAAAUAGCAGCUGAAAAGCUCAUUGAAUUAGAGCCGAAUAAUCCUGGAAACUAUGUUAUGUUAGCCAACUUGUAUGCUUCUGCAGGGAAAUGGCAUUAUCUUACACAUACUAGACAAUUAAUGAAAGAUAUGGGAAUGCAGAAGAGUCCUGGAUGCAGUUGGAUAGAAGAUAGAGAUGGGGCUCAUGUGUUUGUUGCUAGUGAUAAGACUCACAAAAGAACAGACGAGAUAUAUUAUAUUCUGGACAAUUUGACUAAUUUGAUUAGAAUAAAGCAUUAGAAUCAUUUAUAACUUGA